AUGAAGGCCCAAACAGCAUUGACCGGCCUGGUGUCGGUCGCCGCCCUUCUCCCUGAAGUCUCGGCCAGUGUCGUGGUUAUUCGCGACCCUUCUGUUGAGCAAGCCGCUGCAGAGGCCCUCGCUGUACCGCUGGCCGCACUCAAGCGUGCAGCUCCUGAAGCUCCUAACGGAUAUGUCCCUACAGCUGUCGACUGCCCUUCGGAUCGUCCUACUAUUCGCGAAGCCACCACGAUUUCCAACAACGAGACAGAAUGGCUCUACGUACGAAGGAACAACACCGUUUCCGCCAUGAGAGAUCUGCUCGGUCGCUUGAACAUUACCGGGCUCGACACAAAUUCCUACAUUGACAGCGCGGCAAACAAUGUCAGCGCUCUCCCCAACAUUGCUAUUGCUGGAUCAGGCGGUGGUUACCGUGCCCUGAUGAACUAUGCUGGUGCUGUGGCAGCCUUCGAUAACCGCACUUCCAACUCUACUGGAGCAGGUCAACUCGGUGGCCUCCUGCAGUCUUCCACCUAUCUUGCUGGUCUCUCGGGUGGUUCUUGGUUGGUGGGAAGUUUGUUCAUGAAUAACUUCUCCUCAGUCGAGAACAUCUUGACUCAAGACACAUCCGACAGCAACAGUGGAGGCACAUGGCAAUUUGGAAACUCGAUCCUUGAGGGUCCCGCAAGCAGCCAUCUUCAGAUUCUGAGCACGGCCGACUAUCUUAAAGACAUCUACGACACUGUUCAGGAUAAGAACGAUGCUGGGUACGAGACCACCAUUACCGAUUACUGGGGUCGCGCCCUGUCAUACCAGUUGAUUAACUCCAGCAUGGGAGGCCCUGCUUACACCUUCUCAUCUAUCGCCGACUCUGACCAGUUCAGGGCUGGUAACACUCCCAUGCCUAUCUUUGUCGCUGAUGGCCGUGCCAGAGGCCAGCUCGUCAUUGACGGUAACGCUACUGUUUACGAGAUGAACCCUUGGGAGCUUGGUUCAUUCGACCCUACUACCUAUGCAUUCGCUCCCAUGCGCUAUCUCGGAUCAAACUUCUCCGAUGGUACGGUUGUACAGGGAGACAAGCAGUGUGUCCGCGGAUUCGACAAUGCUGGUUACAUCAUGGGAACCUCCAGUUCCUUGUUCAACCAGGCUUUCUUGCAAAUCAACGGCUCUACUGGUCUGAUCAAUAAGGCUCUUACUGCCGUACUGGCCAACAUCGGUCAGGACAAUGACGACAUUGCCAACUACCCUAACCCCUUCUUCGGUGUUAACAACGCGACCAGCCGUGUCGCCAACACUGAUCAGCUCACUCUUGUCGACGGUGGUGAGGAUUUGCAAAACAUCCCUCUCCACCCUCUCAUCCAGCCCGUGAGAAAUGUCGAUGUCAUUUUUGCCAUCGAUUCGUCUGCCGACACCACUGCUGAUAACGGCGGCGCCAACUGGCCCAACGGCACUGCUCUUGUUGCUACCUAUCAACGUAGCUUCUUGCCCAUCGCCAACGGCACCUCUUUCCCUUCCAUCCCCGACCAGCAGACCUUUGUCAACCUUGGCCUGAACAACCGUCCUACCUUCUUCGGCUGCGACGCUAGCAACACCACCCACAUGACUCCUUUGAUCGUAUACCUUCCCAAUGCCCCCUACGUCUACCACAGCAACGUUAGUACCUACGACCUGCAGUACAACGACACUGAGCGCAACUACAUUAUCGAAAACGGCUACAAUGUCGCUACCCUGGGCAACGGCACCCUCGAUAGCGAAUGGCCCACCUGUGUCGGCUGCGCCAUCCUCAGCCGCUCCCUCGGCCGCACAAACACCGAGGUCCCUGAUGUUUGCAACCAGUGUUUCCAGCGCUACUGCUGGGACGGCACCCGCAACUCGACUCUCAACACCACCUACGAGCCGCCAUACAAGCUUGCCAAGAACGACGUGCUCGGCUUCUCGAGCAGUGGCUUCAAAGGCGCUGUGCCUUCAUUGGCUUUUGCCGUGUCCGCUGUUGCUGCUGUCUUGAUGAUCAUGUAG
Aureobasidium vineae is the source of this 1995-nucleotide messenger RNA. The record is from the annotation of a GenBank genome assembly. NCBI's taxonomy places the organism in Eukaryota, Fungi, Ascomycota, Dothideomycetes, Dothideales, Saccotheciaceae.